Suhomyces tanzawaensis NRRL Y-17324 is the source of this 330-nucleotide messenger RNA. It is a transcript of the gene TIM12, whose product is annotated as Tim12p. The record is from RefSeq and is a predicted model, not a curated record. Bases 1 to 330 code for a protein of 109 amino acids. Gene Ontology annotation, biological process: protein insertion into mitochondrial inner membrane. Lineage: Eukaryota; Fungi; Ascomycota; Pichiomycetes; Serinales; Debaryomycetaceae. The transcript has a single exon. Gene Ontology annotation, cellular component: mitochondrial inner membrane.
AUGUCUAUGUUCAUUGGCAGCUCGUCACAGUACUCCCAGGCGUCUGUGGAUCCCGAGAAGAUCAAGUUGUCCCAGAUCCAGUUCGACGCCACGGCAGCGACCUUCAAUAAGGUGUUGUCGACGUGUGCCUCCAAGUGCUUGGGUGGGGAGUACGGCGAGAGCGACUUGGUGACUGGAGAGGCCAGCUGCAUCGACCGUUGUGUGGCCAAGUACGUCAAGGCCAACAUGGUGAUCGGCCAGCAUCUCCAGGAGCAGCACAUCGAGCCCUAUGGCAGUAUGCCCGAGUACAGAAAGGUCCAGCAGAUGUUGGAGAAGGGCCGCGAUGCCUAG